AUGUCGGACAACAACAACCCCUUCGGCUACCCAACCGGCCCGGCCGAGAACAGAAACACGCCCAAUGGCCCCAGGCCAAACAACAACGCCGGCCGCAUCCCCGUGCGCUUCAUGCCCGACAACGACCCGAGCCGCAUGUGGCGUGGCCCCGCGAUCCCCAAUCAGCCCGAUGUUGGCACGCAGUGGUCUGCCCCACGCGCGCUGGAUUACAUGAGCAUGCGCGCCCGGGCGAUGAACGGCGCGGAUAUGAGUAAUGGGAUGUACACACCCGGCGGCAACGCGCGGUACGGCGGAGCGGGCCCGACGUACAAUGACCUCGCUCGCGAGAACGGCGCUGGUAUGGGAGGUGGAGGAGGUGGCGGCUGGCCUCAUGCCGGCGAACGCCUUGGACGGGGCAUCUACGAUAAUGUGGCGUACCGGAGCCAUUGGCCUGGAACCACGGGGAGCAUGCCCGGGCCGAUGGGGAGGGCGGAUAGCUUGAGGGCGAUGUACGGCAUGAGGCCUCUGCAUGAGAGCGGUGGGGGUUUCCACAUGCGUCCUCCAAGAGAAUACCAGAAUGGGCAGAACGGACAAAGUCCCCAGGGUGGGAUGAAUGGAGAUAUGAACGGGGGCAACUAUGGAGGGCCCUGGAUUUAG
Colletotrichum siamense is the source of this 636-nucleotide messenger RNA. RefSeq lists its product as uncharacterized. The transcript has a single exon. The record is from RefSeq and is a predicted model, not a curated record. Bases 1 to 636 code for a protein of 211 amino acids. NCBI's taxonomy places the organism in Eukaryota, Fungi, Ascomycota, Sordariomycetes, Glomerellales, Glomerellaceae.